AUGGAGGAGAUUGGAAUCGCUUCGCUCAAGCGCACUGAGCCAACGCUCGAAGAUGCAGCUGCAGAGAAGGCUGCAAUUCACCAGGAGAUGCAAGCAGAGGAGGACACAUAUCUUCGAUACAAAAAGUUACAACAACACCUUGAGUUUCUCAACACUAUGGAAGAGUACGUCAAGGACGAGCAACGAAAUCUGAAACGCGAGCUUGUAAGGGCGCAAGAGGAGGUCAAGCGCAUUCAGUCAGUGCCACUCGUCAUUGGUCAAUUUCUCGAGCCCAUCGACCAACACACCGGCAUCGUCGGUUCCACCACCGGAUCCAAUUACGUUGUCCGAAUUCUUUCCACAAUCGACCGCGAGCUGCUCAAAGCCAGCUCCAGUGUUGCACUACACCGUCACUCGAAUGCUUUGGUUGAUGUGCUGCCACCUGAGGCAGACUCAUCCAUCGCUAUGCUGGGUCAGGACGAGAAGCCGACCGAGACCUACCAGGACAUCGGUGGUAUGGACAUUCAGAAGCAGGAGAUCCGAGAAGCUGUAGAGUUGCCAUUGGCACAGUUCGACUUAUAUCGCCAGAUCGGUAUCGACCCACCACGCGGUGUAUUGCUCUACGGACCUCCCGGUACAGGAAAGACCAUGUUGGUCAAGGCCGUUGCCAACGCCACCACUGCCAGCUUCAUCCGUGUUGUUGGUUCCGAGUUUGUACAGAAGUAUCUUGGUGAAGGUCCAAGAAUGGUACGAGAUGUUUUCCGACUUGCGCGCGAAAAUGCACCCGCCAUCAUCUUCAUCGACGAGAUCGACGCCAUUGCGACAAAGCGUUUCGACGCACAGACCGGUGCGGAUCGUGAAGUGCAGCGUAUCUUGCUCGAAUUGCUCAACCAGAUGGACGGUUUCGACCAAGGCAGCAACGUCAAGGUCAUCAUGGCAACCAACCGAGCAGACACACUCGACCCAGCGCUUCUUCGACCCGGUCGGUUGGAUCGAAAGAUUGAAUUCCCAACACCAUCACGUCGUGAGAAGCGUCUUAUUUUCCAGACCAUCUGCGGCAAGAUGAACUUGAGUCCAGAGGUCGACCUCGAGGACUACGUUGGGCGACCCGACAAGCUUUCCAGCGCCGAGAUCGCCAGUAUUUGCCAGGCGGCAGGUUUGCAGGCUGUGCGCAAGAACCGAUACGUCAUCAUGCCCGAGGACUUCGAGGAAGCGUGGAAGCAGAUCGUCAAGAAGCCGGACGACUCGAAGAUGGAUUUCUACCAGUAG
Messenger RNA from Ustilago hordei, 1248 nucleotides. RefSeq names its product putative RPT3 - 26S proteasome regulatory subunit. Bases 1 to 1248 code for a protein of 415 amino acids. Gene Ontology annotation, biological process: proteasome-mediated ubiquitin-dependent protein catabolic process. Gene Ontology annotation, cellular component: proteasome regulatory particle, base subcomplex. Gene Ontology annotation, molecular function: ATP hydrolysis activity; proteasome-activating activity; ATP binding. NCBI's taxonomy places the organism in Eukaryota, Fungi, Basidiomycota, Ustilaginomycetes, Ustilaginales, Ustilaginaceae. The transcript has a single exon. The record is from RefSeq and is a predicted model, not a curated record.